AUGUGGGUUGGUGGUCCUAGCUCAAUGGCUAUCCAUGGAGUUAAUCCAGUUCCAUUCCCAAAUGCUUAUCGGAUCUUUACUCAGAAUUGUCACAUCCUUCUCGUAGACAAUAACAGUGAAACUCUUCGUGGUACGGCUGCUUUGCUCGAAUCCUGUUAUUAUCAAGUGACAGCCGUUGAAUCCGGUCUCCAUGCUAUGUCUAUGCUAACAAGUCGAAAGCAACACUUCGAUCUUGUGCUAACCGACGCUCAUUUGGUUGACAUCGAUGUAUUCAUCUUGCUCCAAGAGUCGUUUAACAUGGAGAUUCCCACAAUUUUCAUGGCUAUGGAAGAAGAUCCGGUGAUAGCAAGAACAUCGAUAGAAAGUGGAGUGUGUUACUUUCUUGAGAAACCUGUCAAUUGGAACGCGGUGAAAGGGUUGUGGCAAUAUGUGAUGCGCGAGAAGUCAAUUAAAUCGCAGAGAUCUGGCGGCGAUUAUGGAAAGUUCGACGAGACAGAUGAUAAUGAUUCGGAUGAUGAUGGAGUUGAAACUAGAAAUAGGAAGAUGCAUGCAUCAAAGAAGAAAAGGGUUGGAACUGAUGGGUCAUGGGAAGUUCAAAGGAGGGACAAGAAUCGACAUUCUAAGAAGAAAACUUGUACUGCAUGGACCGAAGAGCUCCAUGCUAAAUUCAUAGCUGCCAUUGAUGAACUCGGAGAAGGAAGAUGUUAUCCUAAGGAGAUCCUUCAAUUAAUGAAUGUGAAAGGUUUAACUAGAAUGCAAGUUGCGAGUCAUCUUCAGAAAUGUCGCAAUGAUAACUGGCGCGCACCCGAGUCACGAAAAUCACAAUCACACAAUGCUCAAGCAAAUGUUGUGCAUAGUCAUCCGGAACCAAACAAGAUUACUUUGAGGAAGUUUGGAUCUAUGCCUCGUUUGGGGAAAAUGUCUAACCCUCAUAAUACUUCUCAAUCCAAAUCCAAUAGUACUCAAAGCUAUUUACCCACUCCAAACCAUUCAUCAUUGGGUAAUCUAUUGGGUAAUGAUCAUCAACAACAUCAUCAUCAUCAUCAUCAAAAUGGGAGCUAUAGAGUUCAUCAUGAGUUCCCCAAUUCCAACAAUCAAAUGGAGACAAACUACAUGAAUGGAGGAGGAAGCUUUGAUACUAAUCCUAGGCUAAUGGAGAAUAUUGUUCAUGAUAUUGGUAACUUUGGAGGGCAAAUGGUAAAUGGUCAUCGUGAUAAUAGUGGUUUGGAUCAUAGCAACUCUUCUAUGUUCAUGGAGAUGGCAAAUCAUCAUCCAACUCAUCAUGUUGAACCAACCUUUGUUGGAAAUGUUAUGAUGGCUGCUGUUGAGCCAAACUCACACCAUCAAAAUGGUAUGGUGGAUGAUUUCUUUGACUUUCUCCCUGAAGCUGCUGAACCAUCUCAAGGCUAUCCUAAAAUGUUCAACUAUGGCUCAUCUUCUGGGGCUGCUGCUGGUGGUACCUACACCUUUGAACCAUAUCUCUUCAACCAGAACCAAAGCCAGAGCCAGAGCCAGAGCCAAAACCAGAACCAGAGCCAGAGCCAGAACCAAGGAGAGUGA
Impatiens glandulifera is the source of this 1560-nucleotide messenger RNA. Its product is annotated as two-component response regulator ORR24-like. NCBI's taxonomy places the organism in Eukaryota, Viridiplantae, Streptophyta, Magnoliopsida, Ericales, Balsaminaceae. Gene Ontology annotation, molecular function: DNA binding. The transcript has 6 exons. The record is from RefSeq and is a predicted model, not a curated record. The coding region runs from base 1 to 1560 and encodes 519 amino acids. Gene Ontology annotation, biological process: phosphorelay signal transduction system; cytokinin-activated signaling pathway.